Molecule: messenger RNA, 2742 nt
Organism: Mauremys reevesii (Reeves's turtle)
Lineage: Eukaryota; Metazoa; Chordata; Testudines; Geoemydidae
Gene: PGAP3
Product: post-GPI attachment to proteins phospholipase 3
Exons: 8
Coding region: 1-975 (324 amino acids)
Biological process (GO): GPI anchor biosynthetic process
Cellular component (GO): endoplasmic reticulum membrane
Molecular function (GO): hydrolase activity, acting on ester bonds
Source: RefSeq, a predicted model, not a curated record
AUGGCGGCGAAAGGGGCCGCGCUGCUGCUGCUGCUGCUCGGGGCGGCAGCGGCGCCGGGCCCGGUGCGGGGCUCGCAGGGGGAUCGGGAGCCAGUGUAUCGGGACUGCCUGGCCCAGUGCGAGCGGCGCAACUGCUCGGGGGCCGGCCUGCGGCACUUCCGCUCCCGGCAGCCGCUCUACAUGAGCCUGACAGGCUGGACCUGCAGAGAUGACUGUAAAUAUGAGUGCAUGUGGCUUACAGUGGGGCUUUAUGUCCAGGAAGGUUACAGAGUGCCUCAGUUCCAUGGCAAGUGGCCCUUUUCCCGCUUCCUGUUCUUCCAGGAACCUGCAUCUGCCUUUGCUUCUUUCCUUAACGGACUUGCCAACUUUGUGAUGUUGACUAGAUACAAAGCAUCCGUCCCGCCUUCAUCUCCCAUGUACCACACCUGUAUCGCCUUUGCCUGGGUUUCAUUAAAUGCCUGGUUCUGGUCUACACUCUUCCAUACAAGGGAGACUGAUGUAACCGAGAAAAUGGAUUACUUCUGCGCUUCCACCGUCAUCCUGCACUCCAUCUACCUGUGCUGUGUCAGGACCCUGGGUCUGAAACGUCCAGCCUUUGCUAAUGCCUUUGGGGGUUUUCUGAUCCUCUUCCUGGCCUGCCAUGUCUCGUACCUGACGCUCGUGCGCUUUGAUUAUGGCUACAACAUGGCCGCAAACGUGGCGAUCGGCCUUCUCAACCUCUUCUGGUGGCUGGGCUGGUGCGUCAGGAACCAGCAGCGCCUCCCGUACGUGCGGAAGUGCGUGGUGGUGGUGCUGCUCCUUCAGGGCUUGGCGCUGCUCGAGCUCCUCGACUUCCCGCCCCUCUUCUGGAUCUUCGACGCACACGCCAUCUGGCACAUCAGCACCAUUCCUGUCAACGUCCUCUUCUACAGUUUCCUCCGUGACGACAGCCUGCACCUCUUGAAGGCGAACUCGGACGUUCUGAAAAUAGACUAAAGCUGUCGGGGAGGGGGCCUGCCGUGCCGAGAGGAGCUGUCCCCUCCCUGAUGGAAACUGUCACGUGAGACCUUCUGAGCGCCUUUCGCAGCAGCAUGCCGGGUCUCAGGCCAGCCGCUCUCGAGAAGCGGUGCUGUUGUGCACUUUCAUGGAGUCCCUGUCCAGAACCUGUGGCCAUGCUGAGACCUGCUCUCUGCCGCCUUUGACUCCUGGGUGCACCAGAAUCCUGGGUAAACGUCACCCUCCACCAGAGCUUAGUUUUGUUUCCUCUUUUUUUUGCCUUCAGAAGUUUUAAUUCUAAUCCCAUGACUCGUUCCAUUAGAACAUCAACGAUCCAUCUCGCCCACACGCUCCCCCCCACACACUGUAAUUAAUGCUCUUCUGUGCUACCGGGCAGCAUGGUGCGUUUCCGUUUCCACUGUUAUGAAAUCUGUUUGAUUCUCAGCUUGCUGAGGGAUUUCAGGCGAAGUGGGAAAUGUUGGUGAACCAACUGGUGACUCGGUAGACUUGGAAGAUGUCACGAGCACGUUGUGGGGACAUCUGGUCAUAAAGCCGUGUGGCCCACAGGACCUCAGACUCUGCAGUCAGCCGCUGCAGAAAUGGGUUGUUGUAAAUCUGUGUAAAUACAACGUACGCUGCUCUGUACCUUGGAUUCACUCGUCCUCUGAGAAUAGAGCCUGUGGCUCUGCGCCGCAAAACCUUCUUCAGUAGUUGUGGGGAGGUGGAUCUCCCAGUUACUGGACACUUGGGGGGAAUGUGGAAGCUCUUUGCUGUGCAGAGAUGAUGAUGUUUUUGAAAUGGGAUUCUCGGUGCAGUGUGAAAUGCCAGGCUGACUCGGGCAGUUCAACUCCUAUUUUUCCGCUCCUUGACAAACCUGCUCUGAUGAAUCCUGUGUGCCCUAUAGGGGAAAAUGCCCCUUUCUUGCAAGGGGAGGGGGUGCUAAGGUCCCCCAAAGAUUCCCUAGUCCCUGCAUGCCACUUUGUCACCCACAUGUUGUGGCUAGUCCACCAUCCUUUCUGGCUGCUAAGUGCUGAGAAGGGGCUCCCUGCAGCGCUGAGAUGAGGGCUAGAGGAGGGGGGUGACCCCCCCCCCAUUAUUCCAGUUGCUGAGGGGAGCAGAUGAAAAACAGAACAGGACCAUUCUGUGCAUAAUGACAUUCCUGGCUUCCCCUUUGCAAUUGCAUUAGUCAGGGGCCUGCUGUAUGUUACAGGAUUAAGGCCUUACUGAGUAAAGUGAAAGGCUGAGUGCUCUGGGCUCCGCUGGCAAAAGCAGAGAGACCAGGAAUGCGGCAGGAAGCCGAAGGGCUCAGCAAGUGCCUUCCUGAUGGCCAAAGGGAGUUAAUGAAGUAGAUGUUAGCUCGUCGCAGGUGUUAUGACUAUUGCUGUGUUGCUGUGCCACCACUGGGUGGCGAGCGUUGCCAAUCCAUUGACAUUUCAAACUCCAUCUCUCCCUGUCUGAGGUUUACAGCCGGGCUGGUUCGGUUCUCCUGAAAGCUCUCUGGCACCCGUGUGCCCUGUGCCACCCGACAGGCUGGGGAGCCCGUCGGUCUGGGCAUCAUCCAUUGGCUUGGGCGUCCUCCAGCGAAUUCAUGCCUUGUGUCUGAAAGGGCCCAGCCUGUGUGUGACCCCGUUAGGACCAUUCGUGGUUCUGUUAAAGGCUUGGAGUUGUUAGCUCAGCCGUCUACUCUGCAUGGGGCUGCAGUGUUUGAUUGGGGGAGUGAGUGUGUGUGUGGCUUGUUUUCAAAACUAGAUUGACUUCCAUUGUUAA